UAAACCAAGAUCAUGUCUUGUUCAAAGUACGCGUCUACACCAGAAACAAAAAACUUAGCACGGAUCUCCCGCCUGAUACUGGGCCCCUGUGCUGACGUCAUGAGAGACGUGCUCCAAAAGGAAGUGCCAAUUGCCGACCUGUCCAGGAGAGUUAAAAGCUGGUUGAGGUCAGAUACGAGAAAUACGCUCAAUAAAUCACAAACUGAUUUGAUUUUUCCGCCAUCAUCAAAUACCUACAGUGGAGAUUAUUCAGAUUUAGAUAUAUAUUUGCUCUAUACUCUCCUACGUAAUGUGACUAACCUACCUGCACACAGUCAAGGUUGGGGUAAUGAUCCUGAACCUACAGACAGAAGUGUAUCGGCAAAUAUAGAGCGUAUAAGACUCGUCAGAAACAGAUAUUACGGACAUGUUGUCAAUAAAGGCAUAUCCGAUGCAAAUUUCCAAGUAGAAUUCAACAAUAUUCGCAUAAUUGUGGAAGAUAUCGACGGUCAUCUUGGCAGUCCAAAACAUCUGAUGUCUGUAGACUCUAUCAAGACACAAACAAUGGACCCUGUUCAGGAAAAGAAAUGGAUCGUCAAACUUAAUUCUAUAGAUUCACUGGCCAGAGAUACAGACCAACACAAAGGAGAAAUAAACAAACUUGAAUUGCAAAAUGAUCAAGAUGGGAACGCUCUACAUUUAGUUGCAUUUGCUGGCGACGAAACAACCUUUAAAAAUAUGAUUAAGAAUGGCUGUGACCCUUACAGUAGGUCUAGUAGAGGUUCCACUGUGCUCCACUACGCGUGUCAAAACGGCAAACUGAACAUGGUCAGGUAUAUUUGUGACACGUUUCCAAAUUUACUUUCUCUGGAUUAUAAUGACAACGAAGGUAGGUCUCCUUUACACUGGGCAGCUGAAUCAGGAAACAUUGAUUUACUCAAAUUCCUCUUGGGAAGAGGAUUUGAUAUCAACACCAGAAAGAAUGAUGGGAAAACUGUGCUUCAUAUAUGUUGUAUGUAUGGAAAACUAGAUAUGAUCAGGUAUCUAAAUGAACAAUAUUCUCAUCUGUUAUACAUCAAGGAUAGAAUUGGAAAUAACGUCUUGCAUGCUGCUGCUUGGGGUGGAAAUAUUGAUUUGUUCAAAUUCCUGGUGGAAAAAGGUUUUGACAUCAAUGUAAGCUCAAAUGAUGGGAAAACUGUACUUCAUCUUUGUUGUAUGAAUGGAGAACUAGAGAUGUGCAAGCAUUUAACAGAAAAUAAUUCUCAUCUGUUAUGCAUCAAGGAUAGAAUUGGAAAUAACGUCUUACAUGCUGCUGCUUGGGGUGGAAAUAUUGAUUUGUUCAAAUUCCUGAUGGAAAAAGGUUUUGACAUCAAUGUAAGCUCAAAUGAUGGGAAAACUGUGCUUCAUCAAUGUUGUGUGAACGGAAAAAUAGACAUGUGUGAGUACUUGGUCAAUACUUAUCCUCAUUUAAUAGACGUCAAAGACAAUUAUGGAGAGAAUGCUUUACAUGCUGCAGCAUGGUGUGGUAACAUUGAAUUGUUAAACUUUUUGUUGGGAAAAGAUUUGGAUAUCAAAACCACAAGCAAUGAUGGGAGAACAGUUCUUCACAUUUGUUGUAUGAAUGGGAAACUAGAUAUGUGUAAGCAUUUAACAGAAAAUUAUUCUCAUUUAUUAUACAUAAAAGAUACAGGUGGCAUGGAUGUCUUACAUGCAGCUGCAUGUGGUGGUAACGUUGAUUUAUUCAAAUUUCUGUUUGAAAAAGGUUUUGAUAUCACAACCAAAAGAUUCGACGGAAAAACUGUACUCCACUUUUGUUCUAUGAUUGGAAAUCUACAGAUAUGUAAGUACUUAGUAAACACUUUCCCUCCUUUACUUUAUAUCGAAGACAAUGACGGAAUAAAUGCCUUACAUGAUGCAGCCCGCUGCGGUAGCCUUAACGUGUUUAAGUUUCUGUUGGAAAAAGGAUUUGAUAUCAACACAAGAAAGAAUGAUGGGAAAACUGUCCUGCACCUUUGUUGUAUGAAUGGAGAACUAGAGAUGUGCAAGUAUUUAACAGAAAAUAAUUCUCGUAUGUUAUACAUCAAGGAUAGAAAAGGAAAUAACGUCUUACAUGCUGCUGCUUGGGGUGGAAAUAUUGAUUUGUUCAAAUUCCUGAUGGAAAAAGGUUUUGACAUCAAUGUAAGCUCAAAUGAUGAGAAAACUGUGCUUCAUCAAUGUUGUAUGAGCGGAAAACUAGAGAUGUGCAAGUACUUAGUCAAAACCUAUCCUCAUUUACUAUAUGUCAAAGACAGUUACGGAGUGAGUGUUUUACUUGCAGCAUCUAGGGGCAAUAACAUUGAUUUGUUAAACUUUUUGUUGGGAAAAGAUUUGGAUAUAAACACCACAAGUAAUGACGGGGAAACAGUCCUCCACAUCUGUUGCAUGAAUGGAAAACUAGCUAUGUGUAAGCAUUUAACAGAAAGUUAUCCUGAUUUGAUAAACAUUAAGGAUUCUGAUGGUGCGAAUGUCUUACAUGCGGCUGCAUGGGGUGGAAACAUUGAUUUAUUUAAUUUUCUGUUGAGAAAAGGUUUUAACAUUAUAACAACGAGAGGCGACGGGAAAUCGGUGCUCCACUUGUGUUGCAUGAAUGAGAAAUUAGAUAUGUGUAAGUACUUAGUGAAUACUUUUCCUCAAUUACUUCAUAUCAAGGACAACGAUGGCGAAAAUGCGUUAUAUGAGGCAUCCUGGGUUGGAAAUAUUGAAUUAUUCAAAUCUAUGUUGGGAAAAGGUCUUAAAGUUGAAAUUCCUAGAAAUGAUGGGAAAACUGUCCUACAUCUGUGUUGUAUGAAUGGAAAAUUAGAUAUGUGUAAAUACCUUGUAAACACUUUUCCUCAUUUAUUGAAUGUCAAAGACAAAAAUCAACUAACAGCAUUAGAUAUUGCUAAAGUGUAUCAAUUCAAAAGUGUAUCAAAAUUUCUAGAGAGCACCGCUUCUGAUUCCCGAAGGGGGCAAAGACGAAAAGAAAUGCAUCUGUAG
Messenger RNA from Saccostrea cuccullata (small rock oyster), 2994 nucleotides. RefSeq names its product serine/threonine-protein phosphatase 6 regulatory ankyrin repeat subunit B-like. Gene Ontology annotation, molecular function: protein binding. Bases 13 to 2994 code for a protein of 993 amino acids. Lineage: Eukaryota; Metazoa; Mollusca; Bivalvia; Ostreida; Ostreidae. The record is from RefSeq and is a predicted model, not a curated record. The transcript has 2 exons.